Messenger RNA from Carassius carassius (crucian carp), 1584 nucleotides. RefSeq names its product low density lipoprotein receptor adapter protein 1-B-like. Gene Ontology annotation, cellular component: early endosome. The transcript is spliced from 10 exons. The record is from RefSeq and is a predicted model, not a curated record. The coding region runs from base 186 to 1037 and encodes 283 amino acids. Lineage: Eukaryota; Metazoa; Chordata; Actinopteri; Cypriniformes; Cyprinidae.
UAAGCCCCGCCCGCCGUGGCGAGCAUGUUCGUGCAUCCACACGGGAUCAUCCGCGGAAAAGGAAGAUAAUCACAGGCUGUCAGAAAAGUUUUCCUGCGGGGAAAGGAUAGGGCUCGAUCGGGCAGAGGACCGCCGGAGGAUCGCACUCUAAGGAUUAUUAAUUAUCACAAUAAACUGUAUUCAUCAUGGACGCGCUUAAAUCCGCCGGGCGCGCGAUCAUUCGCAGUCCCAGUCUGGCUAAACAGUCGUGGACCUCUGGAAAACAUAAAAAGCUGCCGGAGAACUGGACAGACACGCGGGAGACGCUGCUGGAGGGGAUGGUCUUCCAGCUGAAGUAUCUGGGCGUGACGCUGGUGGAGGAACCCAAAGGAGAAGAGCUCUCAGCCGCUGCUGUCAAGAGAAUCGUUGCCACAGCUAAAGCUGGUGGGAAGAAGCUUCAGAAGGUGACGCUGAAGGUUUCUCCUCGAGGGAUUAUUCUCUAUGACAGUGUAUCAAACCAGCUAAUAGAGAAUGUGUCCAUAUACAGGAUAUCAUACUGCACGGCUGAUAAGAUGCAUGAUAAAGUGUUCGCCUACAUCGCUCAGAGUCAGCGCAACGAAACGCUGGAGUGUCACGCGUACCUCUGCACCAAGAGGAAAGUGGCUCAGGCGGUGACGUUAACGGUGGCUCAGGCUUUCCGUGUGGCAUUUGAGUUUUGGCAGGCUGCUAAAGAAGAGAAAGAGAAGCAGGUGAAGUGUGGAUCUGAUGGAGAGGCGGCCAGCAGCUCUCAGUCGGAGAGUUCAGUCAGUCUGGGCAGCACCAAAGGAGGAGAGGUGGCCACUGGGGAUCUACUGGACCUUGAAAUUGGAGUAAAAGAUCACUCAGGAAAAGACGCCACACACCCGGCACAGAAUCUCAGCACAGAGAACAACAACACUGUCUGGGAACUUGAGGAUGGUCUAGAUGAGGCUUUCUCAAGCCGCAGUCUGGAUAGUUUUGAGUCCAACACAGACUCGCUGAGUCUCGCACUAACCCCCAGAUGCUGGACAUUGGGGUAAACCCUCAGGACUACAACCCUGAAGAGUGCCUGUCGCCUAGCAACUGGGACAGAGCUGAUGCUGAGGCUGCUGAUGCUGAGGACCCGUUCGGAUUCUGAUCGGAGGAGCGCGGAGGAACCACACUAAAGCGAUCGUGCUCGUCUCAGCGGCGCCCUCUGGCGGCCUCAGAGCAAUCCGCAGCCGGCUUUGAGUUGACAUGAGGGUCGGCAAACCCAACGAGAUGACUUCAACAAAAUCACAGACCAAAGCAAUACCACCCCACCCCUCUCCCCAAAUUAUGUUUAAGUAUAUUGAGAUUUUAAGUUUUCUGUUAGUAUACUUCCCAUACCCCCCCCCCCUUUUGUUGUAUGAAUAUAAAAUGUAUGUGCACAACAAUAACAAUAACUAAUUUUUGCUGAUUUGUUAUUAUUAUUAUUAUUAUUAUUAUUAAUGGGUUUAAUUGCUGAGGCUAGCUUUGCAAUUCUAUGCAGUCGAAUUUCUGAAUAUAUAGUGCGAUUUAUUUUAGAUCGCGGGGCAAUGCUUACUAAAUUACAUGAUGUUUGACGUU